Messenger RNA from Racocetra persica, 263 nucleotides. Lineage: Eukaryota; Fungi; Glomeromycota; Glomeromycetes; Diversisporales; Gigasporaceae. The record is from the annotation of a GenBank genome assembly.
ACCUUACUGAGUGGAAAAACAGUAACAUAUUAUCACAAAAAGUACCAUUAGCACUAAGACAAAAUACUUCUGAAAUAGAACAAUUAACAAGUUUUUUAAUAGCAUAUAAAGUUGAAGUAAACCAAUCGAGAGUACAACUUUACCCUGCGCAAAUUCAGUUUGAUCAAACUACAGAAGCAUUAUUCAAAACUGUUGAAUUAGAUUCACAAACUAAAGAAGUAGUAAUUGAGAAACUAAGAGUAACUAUACAAGCUAUUCAAGCA